Molecule: messenger RNA, 4427 nt
Organism: Athalia rosae (coleseed sawfly)
Lineage: Eukaryota; Metazoa; Arthropoda; Insecta; Hymenoptera; Athaliidae
Gene: MAPk-Ak2
Product: MAP kinase-activated protein kinase 2
Exons: 9
Coding region: 1399-2502 (367 amino acids)
Biological process (GO): intracellular signal transduction; peptidyl-serine phosphorylation; protein autophosphorylation
Cellular component (GO): nucleus; cytoplasm
Molecular function (GO): calmodulin binding; calcium/calmodulin-dependent protein kinase activity; ATP binding
Source: RefSeq, a predicted model, not a curated record
AAAGAUAAAAAUGAGUCACAUCUGAAUGUUGCCUGCAGAGGCGCUGUUACGAAAACGGGCAUCCUUUGUCCUUUUCUAACCUCAUUAGUUCGUAGAAUCGUCCAAGUCAACAGCGAGCGAAAGAGUAAGAGAAUAAGAAUGCGGUAGGGGAAAGAGGAAUUGAGAGGGGAAAUAUUUUCUAGCCAAGUUUCAGUCGAAGUCGAGAACUGUUCGCGUUGGCUUCGUGUUGUUCGAUGUUAACACCGAAGUGAGUGUGUGAAAUGUAUCUGCAUUGGUGAUAUCGGAAAUAAAUUCAAUUUCCAAUAUAUACCUGUGUAUAUCAAAUACGUAACGUAUUUCUUAACAACAAGAAAUAGUUUCAACAUACCAACAACCGACUCCCCCGCACGAAUCGCGUCGCAAAAAUCAAAUCUCGUGAAACAAAAUUUCUUUUCCGUCAUUUAAAGAUUCGCUUAUUUCUCCUAACGGUCGACCGCAAAUCGACCAACCUACCUAAGUGAAAACUGUAAAUAUAGUUUUUAUAAAUCCAUCGAUGAUUUUACUGUGAUUAAAUUAGCCUGCACCAAAAAAUCAUAUGCCUAAAAGUAAAGUGCUGAGAGAAAUUUAAAAAAACAAAAACAAUAGGAAAGCAAAGAAAAUAUCACUCCGUCACUAUUUUUCUCCAUUUCUUCUCUACUUUUUUUCCAUCCCUUUCGUCUCGCGAUAUUCUAGAACCUUUAAACCUUAAAAAACCAACGGUAGUCUUUUAAUUAAUUGAAAAAAAACACAAAAAAAACUUCCAGUUCAACGAUCCGUUUUAUUUCCAAUGAGUUUAAAAACCUGAAAAGGUGUGACACACCUUUCGUUUUAAAUCAUCACCGUCAUCAUCGUUAUUAUCAACGGCAAUUCGUGUCUUAUUUUUUCUUUAUCAAAAUUCAAACGAUUGUUGAAGAUCAUUUGUUAACGAAGAAAAUACUUCUUACAAAUAGACACGCAAAAAAAUCAUUCAAAAAAAAGCAUAUGAUAAAUUAACAAACCAUAUUUUCUAUAGGACUAAUCUAAUUCGCGUGCAAGAAAAAAAUCCAAUAAAGCCAUGUAAUUCUACUAGAAUUUUUACCCAUCCAUAAAUAUUUAAUGAUUAAAAAAAAGUGCUGUAAAUUAUCAAAUUCAUUUCCGUUUAUGAUCACUGGAUAAUAAUAUUGAUAAUAAUAAAAACCGGAGGAAGGUGAACAACGGGGAAAAAAGCAAAAGAAAAAAAUUAUUAAAAAAAGUGUUAGCGAAGAGAUAAUAGGAAGUAAAUUGACGGCAGCAACUACUACUACCACUACUACUGAUAAGGAAGACAAAGAAAAAAAAACUGAAUCAAAUUGCAACAAUAAUAAUAAGAAGUUAAUUAACGCAUCAAAAAGAAAAACCAUCAUGGAUUAUCCCGUACCUAAUAAAACUGAAACCUCCAGACUACCGAAAUUAACACCAAUUGUUGAUGACUACGAAAUAAGUAAUCACGUACUUGGCCUUGGAAUAAACGGAAAAGUUGUACAAUGUUACGACAAAAAGACCAGAGCGAAAUAUGCGCUUAAGGUUUUACACGACUGCACAAAGGCAAGGAGAGAAGUAGAACUUCAUUGGAGAGCUUCUCAUUGUCGUCAUAUAGUACAAGUCAAAGAUGUAUACGAAAAUACUUACAGCGGUAAUAAAUGUUUACUCGUCGUAAUGGAAUGUAUGGAAGGCGGUGAAUUAUUCCAAAGGAUACAAGACAGACAGGAUGGAGCUUUCACUGAAAGAGAGGCUGCACAGAUAAUGUACGAGAUAUGCGUCGCCGUCAAACAUCUUCACAACAUGGACAUAGCUCAUAGGGAUCUGAAACCUGAAAAUCUCCUUUACUCUAAACCUGAUGCCACAGGAAUUCUUAAACUGACAGACUUCGGAUUUGCCAAGGAAACGCAUUUAAAAGACACUUUACAAACUCCUUGUUACACUCCCUACUAUGUCGCUCCUGAAGUCUUGGGACCGGAUAAGUAUGACAAAAGCUGCGAUAUUUGGUCACUCGGUGUAAUAAUGUACAUAUUGCUCUGCGGCUUUCCACCGUUUUACAGUAAUCAUGGAUUGGCGAUUUCGCCGGGUAUGAAAAAAAGAAUUAGGCUUGGACAGUACGACUUUCCCGCACCUGAAUGGUCGAAUGUAAGUCAAGAUGCCAGAGACCUCAUCAAGGAAAUGUUGUGCACGGAUCCAGCUCAGAGAUUGCACAUCGAACAGGUCAUGCGAAACAAAUGGAUUGCGAAGCACACCGAAGUACCAGCGACUCCGCUUCACACUAAUAGAGUUCUAAGAGAAGGUGAGGAACUCUGGCCUGAAGUUCAAGAAGAAAUGACUCGAUCACUGGCUACGAUGAGAGUUGAUUACGACACCGCUGGUCUCAAGCAAUUGGAUCACACGAAUAAUCCUUUAUUAAAUAAAAGGAGACGUGCGAAGCAAUCCACCAACGAUACACCCCCGUCUGUAAGCCCUACCCCAGCUUCCUAGAAGGACGCUUUUAUCGUUGGAAGAAAUAUCGACGAUAACUCCAGCUGGAUUAUCUUCUUCCUCCGUCGAUUUAUUAGGUACACUAUUUUUAUGCUCAGAAUAAUAUUCUGACAUCUGCUACGCAGAAUAAGGAUUCUCGAUGCAAGCAUCGGUAGGAGCAGCAACAGCAACAGCAAGAGCGAUAGGACAAAACACGAACGAACAAAUAAAUAAUUUAGCAAUGAUGUUUAUCAUCUUCUACGAGGAUUGACACGAGGUAAUUACGUUAGCAUCUUUAACUGCGCGAUAAUUUUAUACCAGAUAUUUUUACAUGAUUUAUAAAAAAAAAAAAAGAAAGAAAAGAACGCCAACUCCACGAUCUUUGAUCGAACCAAUAGUUUCUACGAAGUUUGAAUCGAAUAAUUUACUCUGGUUUUUAUAUUACAGUGAUGGGCGUAAAAAAUUAAUUAGGAACAGUAACGAAUCGUAUUACGUUGUGCUAUUGAUCGAUUAACAAUGGGUUCGUCGUUCUUUUAAAUUUGAGUAAAAUUCGACGUUUUAAUUCGCCUUUGAAUGAGGUGGUCAAUGAUGAUGAUGUUGGUUUUUCGAACCAAAUUAAGUUAACACGCUACUUCACAUCAUAUUAACUUGCAUAAUAAUAACGAUAAAUGAGAGGUGAUGUAUCUCGGUUUGAGGCAUGAAUAAGAAUGAUACAUAUAAAAAUAGGAAAGAAAAACAUAAAUCAUCAACAAGAACAAAAUACAAAUGCCUUGAUUACAAAGGCGCAGAAGUAUAUGAGAACAAAUUACGUAGGUUAUAAGACAAAUUUGUUGGUUUUACGUAAUUUUAAAUUAAACAUUAAAUUAAAAAAAAAUAACCGCAGUCAAUAAAUAGAAUAAAUAUAGUUCUCUUUUGAGAUUAUAGAAAAUAUUUAAAAAAAACUAUCAAACACGCCUAAUUAGGUAUUGCUAUACAACAGAGAAGAAAGAAAAACUGUAACAUUAAAUUCAUACAAAUAAUAAAAAUUAAACAACGGUGCUAUAUCGAAAAAUUAAUGAAUAAUUGAAUAAAAUUGAUAUCUAGAUCGAACAAUAAUAGAACAAAGUAAAACAAAAAAUAAGAAUAAUAACAAAUGUUUGCGAGCCGUUGUAGAAGUGCCUGAACUGCAUUUGAUUUAUUUAUUAAUUUUUUUUUCCCAACUUUCGGAAAAUCAAGUUAUCGAUAGUAUUAAAAAUAUAAACGGUUAGUUGAGAGAAAGAUAGAUUAUAUCAAAUAUUAAAUUUGUUGUAACUCUGAUACAGGGUUCUUAACAAUAACAAUAAUAGCGCCUUAUAAAAAAUGUGAGUCAAAAUUUUAGCGAUUUUAUUUUCCAUGCUAAAAUGUGGUGUUUAGGAUUGCAGUGUUCGGUAUCCAUCAGUAUAUAAUAAUAAUUCAUAAUAGAAAUAUAGAAUAUAUAUUUUAUAAAAUAAAUAAUUGUUUUGACUGAGGAGGCUAACUACCGAUUAAUAUUGUUUUAAUUAGUAGUAUCAUCGGCUCAUUUAGUAACCAAUUUUAGAUAUAUUUAGAUAAUGGGAAAUAAAGAAAAAGUCUAACGAAAAAGUUCAAUUCAACUUUCUAAUUAAAUGAAUAAAGUAAAUUAUACAUAUGCAUACCUAUAUUAAUAAUACAUGAUAUGAACCUAAGCGUAAUUAUUUUUUAGGGUAAAGGUGUUCCCAUUUUAAUAGUAAUGAAUUGUUACGUGUGCUUGGACAUAGGGUAAGAUUCUAGUUUAAACUAGAACAAAAAGAAAAAGAGUUCUCUAGGAAAAUGAUGAAAAAAUAUCACGCAUAAAUAAUUGAUGAAACAAUGUUCGAAACGAACAAAUGUAAAAUAAAUACUAACGUUCUAUACCGAAAGUAUACGAAAAAGUAAUUUUUACAUUAAAUCCCUUGGUUUUAACAACUUAA